AUGCUUUUCCUUCAGAAAGGCAAGCGCAAUAAGUGCUUUACUGAUGAGAUCACAAAGACCUACUGGUUAGAGAAGCUGACCAAAUAUUUUCAUUCCUCAUUUUUACCGUACACUCAACUAAGUGCAUAUACUGCAUAUCUAUCUAUCUAUCUAUCUAUCUAUCUAUCUAUCUAUCUAUCUAUCUAUCUAUCUCUUGCUUUUGAGAUUCUUCUUGUCUAUAUUUUCUUUCCCUUUUUAUUAUUCUUUAAACGAAGCCAUGAUCAAACACUAUUCUUCCUUCCUUCCUUUAGUUAUUCCUUUGCCUUAAUCCAUUCCUUUUACCACAAAUAUCCUCUGCCUUUCCUACCUUUAAACCUUCCUUCAUCAAAAACUCUCCCUAUAACUCUCCUUAUCACUUUUUUCUUUCUUAUAAUCAAGUUUCCUUCCUUCCUUUUUUUUCUUUCUUCCUUUGAAACACCCUCGUUAUGUCGUUUUCUCCUGUACUGCCUCUAUUUCCUUUGUUUUUUUCUUGCUGUCUCUCCUUUCUUUCUUCUAUUAUCAAAUAGCCUCUUUCCCAUUUUCUCUCUUCUGCCUUCCUUUCUUCCUUCCUUCUUUCCUUCCUUCCUUCCUUCCUUCCUUCCUUCCUUCCUUCCUUCCUUUCAUCAAAUACACCCUCCCUCUUUUUUUUCAUUUUUUCUUCCUUUUAAAUGCCACGAAUUUCUUAGUUUAUGCCUUCUCGCCUCAUUCUUUUUCUUUAUUGUCUUUUCCUUCUUCCCCACUCUUUUCAUUCGAAAUAAAAUCGAUUAUUUUUAG
This is a messenger RNA of Acanthosepion pharaonis, 792 nucleotides long. NCBI's taxonomy places the organism in Eukaryota, Metazoa, Mollusca, Cephalopoda, Sepiida, Sepiidae. The record is from the annotation of a GenBank genome assembly.